This is a messenger RNA of Physella acuta, 1542 nucleotides long. Its product is annotated as protein yellow. Lineage: Eukaryota; Metazoa; Mollusca; Gastropoda; Physidae. The record is from RefSeq and is a predicted model, not a curated record.
AACUUGCACAUCAAAGCCUCAGCCUACAGGAGAAGGGGGGCACACCACGAUCAACUUGUUUUUCACAUUUCAGUCAGAGGUAGACUGUGUUGCACGUUGUUUUAUUUUGGUUAUUACAAGUAAUGUUCAGGUUAUUUUUGACAACAGGAUAAAGUAGCGGUAGUAGGAACUGAGGGAAUUCUGACAAGUUUCAUUUUCCCGCCAUGAGGCUAGUCAUUGUCCUGAUGUGUGUCCUCCACACGAGGAAGGACAUAGGGUCCGCUCAGAAGGUAGGACAUCAGGAGCUGGUCCACGAAUGGACGUCCGUGACGUUUGACUGGCCGUCAGAGGGCGCUGAGCAGGAGGCGCGACGUGAUGGCUCGUACGUCCCGGAGAGGAAUCUCAUAGCAGGGAUAGAGGUCUACAAGGGCGACAUCUAUCUGUCUAUUCCAAGAUGGAGGUGGACAUCGGGUCAACCAGCAACCUUGGUCAAGGUCGUCAAUGUUGGGGGCGUGGCCAAACUCCGGCCAUACCCCGACUGGGCAUCCCAGAGGCAGGGCGACUGUCGCGCGCUGCAGUUUGUCCUGGGGGUCAAGGUCGACCCCAGCACCGGGCUCCUGUAUGUGUUGGACACGGGACGGGUCGGCCUGGCCGGCAACGUCAGCUCGCGGCCGUUAAAUCUCUGCCAACCCAAGAUCGUCGUGUUUGACCUCAACAGGGGGACCAAGGUCAAGGAUUACCUGCUGCCCCAGGGUGUGGCGGACAGGACGUCGAGCUUCCUGGAUGACCUUGUGCUGGACCGCGUGGACGGCAAGGUCAGGUACGCCUACAUGAGCGACAUCCUGCUUAACCGGAUCGCCGUGUUCGACUUUCAGACAGAGACCGGCCAUUACAUCCAAGACCCGUCCAUGGAGCCAGAAGUGGGCGGUGCCGACAAGAUUCGCAUCAACGGCAAGGAUUAUUCCUUCGCUAUGGGCAUAGAUGGGAUCGCCAUCUCGCCGGACUGCCGGUUCGUCUACUACAGCCCGCUCGCCGGCUUCGGUCUCUACCAGAUCCCCACCUCAACACUACGCAGUGCUCAAAAGCCGGAAAACACCGGCAUCCGGCGGGUGGGGAGAAGGAUUACACAGUCCGGAGGUAUCGCCAUGGGCUCUAAGCACCUCUACUACACGGCGCUUGGACUUAGCGGUGUGUACCGCUGGGAUGCGCAGACCGACAUGCGCACACAGCAGCGAGGUAUCGAUACUGUUCACAUGAGCAAGCAGGAUCGUGUGGUGAGCUCUGACGUCACGAUGCAGUGGCCAGACGGGCUAGCCAUAGACUCGGACGGCUGGCUCUGGUUCGUGUCCAACCGGCUCCACCUGUUCAUGACUGACCAGAUGGACUUCUCCGGGCAGGACGGGACCAACAUGAGGGUGUGGAAGGUCUACAUCAACGACACGUGGGGCCGGGCAAAUGCUGCGUCGGCUCUAGCCACCCCUGGCCCCGCUUGCCUGGUGGCGUCAACAUAUUUUGUCCUUCAGCUGUCUCGGUUAAUAAACUUGGUUGCUCACUAACACGGUU